Molecule: messenger RNA, 1520 nt
Organism: Neoarius graeffei (lesser salmon catfish)
Lineage: Eukaryota; Metazoa; Chordata; Actinopteri; Siluriformes; Ariidae
Gene: calm1b
Product: calmodulin 1b
Exons: 6
Coding region: 104-553 (149 amino acids)
Molecular function (GO): calcium ion binding
Source: RefSeq, a predicted model, not a curated record
AGUGGGAGUGUGGUGGCGGAGGGAUCCAGUUCCGCCUCAGAGCGAACAGCACCGCUGCAGCCGGAUCACAGCCUCUCUCUCUCUCCCUCUCUCUCUCUCAGACAUGGCUGAUCAGCUCACAGAGGAACAAAUCGCAGAGUUUAAGGAGGCGUUCUCGCUGUUCGAUAAGGACGGAGACGGCACCAUCACGACUAAAGAGCUCGGAACGGUGAUGCGCUCUCUGGGACAAAACCCCACCGAGGCUGAGCUGCAGGACAUGAUCAACGAGGUCGACGCUGACGGUAACGGAACAAUCGACUUCCCCGAGUUCUUGACCAUGAUGGCCAGGAAGAUGAAGGACACGGACAGUGAGGAGGAGAUCCGUGAGGCCUUCCGGGUCUUCGAUAAGGAUGGAAACGGCUACAUCAGUGCUGCGGAACUGCGCCACGUCAUGACGAACCUCGGCGAGAAGCUCACAGACGAGGAAGUGGACGAGAUGAUCAGAGAAGCCGAUAUCGACGGAGACGGGCAGGUGAACUACGAAGAAUUUGUACAGAUGAUGACUGCGAAGUGAAGCUUCCCGCCAUCUUAGAAGAAAAGUUGUAUUUACCUCUUAUGGGAAAUAAAUAUCCAGUUAUUGAGAAUUGUUUCUGUACAGAGAAUGACAAUGCUGAAUUUAAAAUCUCUUUCUUCUGUCCACACGGAUAUAAAAUCAACAAACCUGCAUGAAAACAUUAGUGUUCCGUCCCUGCAGAUCCCCCGUCUGUUCUUCACAAACUCCAAGAAUCACCCUCCAGCUCACGACACACACACACACACACACACACACACACACACACACACACACACACGUAUAUCUGUAACACUCGGGCCAUGUGUGAUCUCUCCCCUUCUCUCCCUUUCUCUUCUUCCUGCAUGCAGAGUGAGAAUGAACGUCAUGUCGGACUUUUUGUACAUCAAGACAAACAGCUAUCGAUAUUAGGCAUGUGUUGAUAUUAAUAUUUACACAUCUUACAAUCAUUACAUCAUAUAGUUUAAUUACGGUUUACCAAAAAUUAACAGUAUAUUAAUAACUGGGCAUAAAGAAAUCACGACCUUGUUAAAAUGUUAAAGCUGAGUGUGAGAAAAAGAUCUUAAUAAUAAAAGUAUUGUCCGUUAAGUACAGUUUUAUUAUUAUUAUUAUUAUUAUUAUUAUUAUUAUUAUCACAUGCCUAAUAAAUAAAAGCUGAGGGACUGUUACUGUAUGGAUGGAAAUAAAAAAUAAAAUUGGUUAAAGUCUUAAACAUUUGGCAUGAUUUGGUUUCAGUGCUUAUUAUUAUCAUUUUUAUUUUUUAAAGGUUAUUUUUGUGUUAAUUUUUGCUUGGAUGGCCCUCGUCCACUGUGGAGGAGAACCGCAUGCAGAACACUUAUUAUUUUUAUUAUUAUUAUUAUUAUUAUUAUUGAAUCCAUUUUCUUUGCUAAAUUACUGUUUACAUCCAUUCCAAGUUGUACAUGCUAUUCUUUUUUCCCUCUUUUUCAAAUAAAAAAAACUCCAUAAACAA